AUGUCGCCGAAAGACUCGAAAGAGAACAUUGAGGUGCACGGCUCAAGUAGUCGAUUGGAAGUCGGCAAUCAUGCGGAUCGAACACAGCAGUCGAGAUCUGAAAAACGGAAAUCGGAGGUUCUCAUCGCGGCUCAAUCUCUGGACUCAGAACUGCAAAAUGUCAAGAACUUGAAGCGAAUAUCGAUUGGAUCACUGGAUAUGUUGAUUGACCCGGAAAUGGAGUUUCGGAUCAGUCCCACGAAAUCGCAAUCUUCACGAAGUGACGAAUCAUCUGUGGAGUCCACAAUAGAAUCGCCAGAAGAUUUUGGAGAAAAUGACAAGGCACUGAGCAGUAGCGAUGGAGACACAGACGAUGAUUAUUCUUAUAUCAACGAUGAUAGUAUCGACGUCACGAAUACUGAGUAUUUGGAAAGCACCAGUGAUAUUGCCGUAAGCCAAAGUUCGCACACAGGUCGCACUCUUAGCGGGGUACGCAGAGGGGGUCUCUCAAGAGGAACAACAUCGCAUAAGUCAAAACCGUCUGAUGACUCUGUGACGCAGAACCUCUUGUGGGUGCCUGCCAAUCAGCAUCCCAGUGUCAAGCCCGAAAAUUUCUUAGAACUGGUCCAAGAUACGCUGCAUACAUUGAAGGUGGAUUCCGACGGUACGGCUCAACGUGAUGACGGCUUGGCGUCGUCCCCUUCAAACCUUGGAAUCUCACCAUUCUCUCAAUUACGUUCAGGUUCCAAUACAUUGGUGCGAAGGCCGUCUGGACUGCGCAAAUCUUUUACUGAGCUCGAGGAUUUGUUGCAGCAAGAGGUCAGCAAUGACAAAGAGAAUAAAGAUGUCUCAGAAAGAAAGAUCAAUCCUUAUCGAGCAGCUUCGAAAUCGGCAUCCCUGAGAGAUCUUACCGAAGAACUGACGCGAAUUUCUAAUAGAGCUGGCUUUACAGAUAGCGAUGCAGUUUCUUUGGCUCGAACACUCAGCAUGGCGAGUUCCAGUAGUGAGCAAGAGCUAGUCACCACCUCAAAAGAUUCACACGAACCACAAGAUAGCGAGUUUGCCUCCAGCAUGUUUAUGAAAAACGGUCUUUCCAUUCCUGCACGCUCUUCUUUAAGACGCAGUAAAUUCAAUACCUACAGAAUACGAACUCCAAGUGGCGACAAUGCUAGCCAAUCUGCUACAGGGCUGGUUCUGAAGGAUGACGAGAUCAAGUCCAUACCCCCAGCGGCCGGUAAACUUCCACAGUCGCCUAACUCUAUCAAUGAUUUUGACAACAUAUAUGAUCAUUACAGACAAAACAGCUUAGAUGGCUCGGUUGAUUUUCAGUCACCCGAGAGAAUCGCUAGAUCACAGCAUGGGUUCUCAAGCGAAAGGGGAGAGAAGCCAGUGAAGCCAGCUGGUGACACUGACUCGAAGGAUUUACCGCUAUACAAGGAGCAAAGAGUGUUCCCAAAUGAAAAAUUGGAGCGUGAAGAUGAGACGCUGAAAAGAGAUGAAACAAAGGUUAGUCGUGGCCCAAUUUCUCGCAAGAAAGGAGCGUGGAACUGGUUUGGCAAAAAAGCUUCUAAAGAUUCAGAAAGCUCCAAAACAAUUGGAAGAAAACAUUCAAACGAUUUUGUAAAUAUUGAGGACAACGACUCCAAGGACAGUGGCUGGGCCCCUGAAAAGGGCAACCAUUCCAGGUACAGGCAUCAAAAGAUUGGUAACGACAUGGAUAAAUCCGACAUCCGCGAGCCUAGUGGGACUUCGACUAGCACUUCGCCCUCUAAAAAAGCAAGUCGCGAGAAGAAAUUCAAACAAUUAUUCAAACGAAACCGCUCAGCAUCGAUCAGCAACAAAGGCACGUCUGGUGUACUGGAAACACCUAAAGGCUUUGGAGGGCGCGCUUCCGACGGGUUGAGAACAAGGUCGUCUUCCGCAGACUUGACCAAUGGUGGCGCCAAAUCGAAGAACGAUGACAGACCAUUAGCAAGAGACUGGGACCUCUCAACAGGCGGUACUGUUUCAUCCCUGGCCCACCAUGUGGACCUUACAAAUGACGCAAACAGACCUCUCACCAAACUUCAACCUUCUGUGAAUGUCACUUCGAAGAUGAAGCCGGUGCAAACGGAGGUUACAGAUGCUUCAGAAACAGACAAUCAAACCUUGCCAGCUUUGGAUACAAAAGCUCUGAACAGCGAGUUCAUAAAAUCUGAAGUCGAGCCCAAGCCCGAGAACGAUAACGUUGAUGACAACCAAGAGAAGGGCGAUGCUUACACCAGUGCCACUUUAUUCAAUGCUACUCAAAACGACGCCACUGCACUAACGUCUCAAUCUCAACCAGAUCACACUGCUAUCCGUAACGUUAGCGAACGAGACGAGGACGAUACAGCAAACGAUACAUCGAUGGCAGUAUCUGAAAUGACCGUUGAUGGCGCACAUUCAAGCAUAACCGUGCCGGCUGCCGGGGGAAUAUCCUUGCCUCCUAGAAGGCUAACAUUCGAAGAUGUCAUCAAACCCACUCGCCCCAACGCGCCCAUGGUAUUCAGCGACAGUUCUUUCGGAUUUCCACUUCCGCCGCUGACGACUUCGACAGUCGUUAUGAUAGAUCAAAGACUACCGAUCAAUGUGGAAAGAGCCAUUUACCGUCUCAGCCAUUUGAAGUUGGGCGAUCCCAAACGUGAGCUACGCCAGCAGGUGGCUCUGAGCAAUUUCAUGUAUGCGUACUUGAAUCUGGUGAAUCACAGCCUGUAUCUGCAACAGCUGGAAGGAGAAACUACCGAGAUACUCGAAGUGUAA
Lachancea sp. 'fantastica' is the source of this 2760-nucleotide messenger RNA. The record is from the annotation of a GenBank genome assembly. NCBI's taxonomy places the organism in Eukaryota, Fungi, Ascomycota, Saccharomycetes, Saccharomycetales, Saccharomycetaceae.